Dictyostelium discoideum AX4 is the source of this 183-nucleotide messenger RNA. RefSeq lists its product as hypothetical. NCBI's taxonomy places the organism in Eukaryota, Evosea, Eumycetozoa, Dictyosteliales, Dictyosteliaceae. The transcript has 2 exons. The record is from RefSeq and is a predicted model, not a curated record. Bases 1 to 183 code for a protein of 60 amino acids.
AUGACUAUUUUAAAAUCAAUUUCAAGUAUGGGUAUCUCUAACAGAAAGAAUUCAUUCUCCUUUGUUUCUACAAACAGCAUGAUUGAAACAAAUCAAAAUGUAAACUCUGUUUCCAAGUCUGGUUAUUCAAAACUAAUAAAAGGUGCCGCUUUAAUGGCUGAAGGAAUUUCAGGUUUCUUUUAA